Messenger RNA from Yarrowia lipolytica CLIB122, 2472 nucleotides. RefSeq lists its product as uncharacterized. Lineage: Eukaryota; Fungi; Ascomycota; Dipodascomycetes; Dipodascales. Gene Ontology annotation, molecular function: protein binding. Gene Ontology annotation, cellular component: membrane; Golgi apparatus. The record is from RefSeq and is a predicted model, not a curated record. Gene Ontology annotation, biological process: Golgi to endosome transport; Golgi to vacuole transport; protein targeting to vacuole.
AUGAGAUUAUUGACACGGCUACUGGUGCUCGUGGCGUCGCUGGCGUUAUUUGCGCAGGCUGACGAUGACCUCAGCACAAAAAUCAGCUCCACCAUCAACGAGUUUUCGGGACUCAUUGUUGAGCACUACUAUCUCACCAACGAUAUGACCAAUGCGUCUCCCGACGACGCCGAGGUGGUGCUGUUGCGAACCUCCAAAAACGAUCUCUAUGUCACUUACAACCAGGGCAAGACCUUCAAGCAGGUGCUCAAGGGCGAGGACAUCAUUGCCAUCUACCCCAACCCCCACUUCAAGAACCGAGUUUACUUUUUGACCCCCGACGAGAAGGUCUUUUUCACCAUUGAUAAGGGCGAGUCAUUCAAGUCGUUCCGAACACCUGCUCCCCCGAACCAGCGAGGCCUGCAAUUGAUGACUUUUGACCGAAACAACAAGGACGCUUUCAUCUGGACCGGAUCCGAAGGCUGUGAAGACGAGCUGUCCCCUCGAUGUAAGGUGGUCACUCACUACACCAACAACAACGGAGGCCGAUGGACCGAGGUCGGCAACGGAGCCAUCAUGUGCCAGUACGUUAACGGACUCAAGGAUCAGAAGCGAAACAACCUCAUGUACUGUCUGUUUGAGUACAACGAGGGUGGCGUCAAGAAGUCCCGACUGGCUUAUUCUACUGACAACUUCCGAAACCAAAGAGUGACCCACGAGAACGUGCUUGAUUUCGCUCUUGCUGAGGAGUUCCUCGUUGUUGCCGUCAUCAAUGACGAGGACGAGACUCUCGAGUGCCAGACAUCCGUGGACGGUGAGUCCUUUUCCGUGGCUCGAUUCCCUCCGGACUUUAAGGUCCCCAAACAGCUGGCCUACACCGUUCUGCAAUCUACCACCCACGCCAUUUUCCUGCAUGUUACCGUCAACGGAAAGGCCAACUCCGAGUACGGCGCCAUUCUCAAGUCGAACUCCUACGGUACUUCGUUUAUGCUUUCUCUCAAUGAGGUUAACCGAAACCGAGUCGGCUUUGUCGACUUUGAGAAGAUGGCUAACCUCGAGGGUGUGGCUGUCUCCAACAUUGUCAUCAAUGCCCGACAGGCCUCCAGGGGUUCGCGAAAGCAGCUCAAGUCCAUGAUCACCCACAACGAUGGUGGACAAUGGGCAUACCUGAACCCUCCCCCCGCUGACACUGAAGGCAAGGCUUACUCGUGUUCUGGACAGUCUCUGGAGAAGUGCUCUCUUAACUUGCACGGCUUCACCGAGCGAAAGGAUUACCGAGAUACUUACACGUCUGCCUCUGCUGUUGGUAUGAUGAUCGGUGUCGGUAACGUCGGAGAGUACCUCGAGGGAUACCUCGACGGAAACACUUACCUUACUGUCGAUGGUGGUAUCACUUGGAGGGAAAUUAAAAAGGGAGCGUACAUGUGGGAGUACGGAGACCAGGGUUCUAUUCUGGUUAUUGUUGACGGAGAGGAGCCCACCAACGAGGUAUUCUUCUCUCUCGAUGAGGGUGUCACCUGGAACCCCUACAGAUUCUCUGAGGAUCUUGUCAAGGUUGAUGAUAUUUCCACCGUGCCCAACGAUAACUCUCGACGAUUCCUGCUUACUGGUAAGUCUCCCCGGUCUAAGGGAGAGCAGUCUACCACCGUUCACAUUGACUUCUCUGGCCUCUCUGACCGACAGUGCAAGCUGGACGAGUCCAAUCCUGACCGAGAUGACUACGAGCUGUGGUCUCCCAGAAACCCCACUCAGCAGAGCAACUGUCUGUUUGGCCACGAGACUCAGUACUACCGAAAGCUGGUCGACUCCAAGUGCUACAUUGGCAGACAGCUCAUCCAACCACACAAGGUUGUCCAGGACUGUGAGUGCACUCGAGAGGACUUUGAGUGUGAUUUCAACUACGUCCGAGACCGAGACGGAACUUGUAAGCUUGUCAAGGGUGCCAGUCCCCCUGAUCACGCCCUCCAAUGCAAGGAGAACCCCAACCUCGUUGAGUACUACGAGUCUACCGGCUACCGACGAAUCCCCCUGUCCACUUGUAAGGGUGGCCAGGAGCUCGACAAGGCUGAUGCAAUUCCUUGCCCUGGUAAGAAGGGCGAGUUCAGCAAGAAGCAUGGUGGUGGACUUGGUGUCAUCGGCACAUUCUUCGUCAUUAUUGUUCCUAUUGCCAUGGCUUGUGUCAUUGGAUUCAUGAUCUUCCAGCACUACCAGUCCAAGUUUGGUGUCAUUCGACUGGGCGAUGAGGACUCGUUUUCCUCCAGCUCCAGCAACCCUGUCGUCCAGCAGGCUCUUAAGGGCCUGGCUUACGUUGUUGCAGGUAUCACCAUGAUCCCCGAGGCUCUCAAGGGCGUCGGCGAGUUCGCUCGAGGCAUUUUCGGCCACUCUGGAAGUAGCAACCGACCGUGGUCAAGAGACUACGCACCUGUUGAUAUCAACGAGGACGACGAGCUGCUUGGAGAUGACAUUGAGAGCGAUGCCGAAGAGGUUAUCUAA